Molecule: messenger RNA, 836 nt
Organism: Capra hircus (goat)
Lineage: Eukaryota; Metazoa; Chordata; Mammalia; Artiodactyla; Bovidae
Exons: 5
Coding region: 123-803 (226 amino acids)
Source: RefSeq, a predicted model, not a curated record
AGAGAAAGAAUGGCACGCGAUCCCCGUGAAUCCUGGGAUUUGGUGUAAGGGCAAAGGCUAAGAAGCCGGAAGCGAAGAGAGAAAUUCCGUCCACACUACUGAAUCUGAACACCAUCCGAAGAAUGUCCCGUUUCAGUAACUGGAAGGCCUACCAGGUCAGCAGAAGCUUGAUGUCAUAUGACGACAUCAGAGCGCCCCGUGAGAGGAGGAAGGAGAAGAAGGAAGCCCUGUCUGAAGAGCAGCCCCGGCCCCUCGGUCAGAGGCUGCCGAAGAAGGAAGGGGCCCAGGUCAUGGGCAACAAGGCCAGGGAUGCGGACGACGACAAGGCUGCGGAGGACGGCGCUUCUCUCGGCAAGAGAGAGUCCCGGAAGGAAGGCAGGGGAACAGACUGGAAGCUGCCAGUCCCCCUGGGACCUGUUUAUCCACCUUUGGUCUCGAGUCUGAGCUCCGUGAAAGCUCUGGGACGAAGCUGGGAACUGACUCCUCCGACAGCGAACAGGUUCCGGAUACACAACGUGCACGCGGCCCACCUGCCCCAGCAGGGCCCCUUCCAGAACUUCAUGGACCUGAAGGCGGAGAAGAGGCUGGCCGGCCGCAAGGAGCGUCGCAGCCGCUUUGGAGACAUCAACACUCACAAGUGCUAUCAGUUUGGACAGAUUUUCUGCCCUUUCCAGGCCCUCGCCACCACGGUCUGUGACCCCAGAUUUAGGGAAAGAGCUGAAGGCAGGUGGCCACAGUUGUGUUCAGCAACACAGCCGUUUCCAGAAGAGGAAGAGGUCUGGGGGGAGGGGAAUCUUUUGUGAUAUAGGAUGAUGGUUCUGGUUCCUUCUUCCUCA